AACCCUAGAUCGGCCUCUUUCCUCACUCAUCUUCUCCGACUCCUCUGCCCGACCUUUUUCAGAGGAUCCGAAAAAUGCCGUUCAAGAGAUACGUUGAGAUCGGACGAGUGGCUCUCGUCAACUACGGGAAAGACUACGGCAGGCUCGUCGUGAUCGUCGAUGUCCUCGACCAAAACAGGGCUCUUGUUGAUGCCCCUGACAUGGUGAGGACCCAAUUGAAUUUCAAGAGGCUUACACUCACUGAUAUUACCAUUGACAUCAAAAGGGUUCCUAAGAAGAAGACUCUGCUUGCUGCCAUGGAGGCUGCUGACGUAAAGAACAAAUGGGAAAACAGCUCGUGGGGCAGGAAGCUGAUAGUGCAGAAGAGAAGAGCUGCACUAAAUGACUUUGAUAGGUUUAAGCUCAUGUUGGCAAAGAUCAAGAGGGCGGGAAUCAUCAGGCAGGAGCUAACGAAACUCAAAAAGGAGAGUGCAGCCUGACUCUUGAAUCUGUACUCUUUUAGUUUUUGCAGUCUCUUUAUGUUUUGAUUCGUAGUGGUGGCAGUAACUUGAUAUUUGGUUAGGUUAUUAUGAGUGGGAACCAGCCACAAGUGAUUAUCUCUAUAAACCUUGUAUGGAUUUUCUUUGAAAUGAAAUGGAGCCAAGGAACUUUCCUUCUCAAUUUUAUCAAUAUCAUGUUGAAUCAUAUAUUUGUGGGCAA
Molecule: messenger RNA, 699 nt
Organism: Prunus dulcis (almond)
Lineage: Eukaryota; Viridiplantae; Streptophyta; Magnoliopsida; Rosales; Rosaceae
Product: 60S ribosomal protein L14-1
Exons: 4
Coding region: 75-479 (134 amino acids)
Biological process (GO): ribosomal large subunit biogenesis; translation
Cellular component (GO): cytosolic large ribosomal subunit; ribosome
Molecular function (GO): RNA binding; structural constituent of ribosome
Source: RefSeq, a predicted model, not a curated record